GUGUGUAAACAUUGAUUUGUUAAUUAAAGUUACACUUACUAAAUACAAUAAUUCAAGUUGUAUUAGAGUCAUAAAUUGAAUGAUCUUAAUAAUUUGCGUUGUUUGAAAAGUUCACAAACUGUAAUUAUACUUGUUUUUGGGGUGAUAACUAACUAUAACUAUAUUUAAUACAACUGACAAGCGACUCGUUUAAAAAAAAUAAAAGCUUUUCAGCCACAUUAUAAGAUACACUCGCAGAGGGCAGAGCAAACACUUUAAACGACUAAAAUGCAGACAGUCAUUAAAAACCCGAACUGGUGGCGCCGGCGCACAACUUUGGAGCGAUGCCUUACCCUUUUCAGCAUCCUUUUGGCCAUAGCAACAAUUGUUCUGGCCUUGGGUCUGGGCUAUGCUCUGCUCCAUGAAAAGGUGACCGAUGAGCCUGCUCCGGCCAGUCCAAAACCAUCAAUGACGCCUGCCGAGGCUUUACAUGGAGACAGCACGGUUUUAAACAAAGUGCCUGCAGCUGAUGGAAAGUCAUUGGCCGGGGGCAAGGGCGCUGCCGAUGACGUGUGCUUCAGCAAGGAGUGCGUCCAUACGGCCUCGAAUGUGCUCAGCCGAAUGAAGCCGGAGGUGGAGCCGUGCGAUGACUUUUACGAAUUUGCAUGCGGCACUUAUAUGGAGGAGACAAACAUUCCCGAUGACAAGGUCUCGGUAAACACCUUCUCGGUUAUAUCGGACAAGUUGCAGGAACAAUUGAAGGACAUCAUAACAGAGGAACGACCCAUGACAGAGCCCAAGCACUUCCGUUUGCCCAACUCUCUGUACAAGGCCUGCAUGAACAAAACGCUGAUCGAGAGUCUGGGCACCGAUCCUAUCGUGAAGAUUGCUGAGUCGCUUGGGGGCUGGCCAUUGCUCAAGGGCGACAGCUGGAAUGCCGACAACACCUGGACCUGGCAGGAGCAAGUCAAGAAAUUCAGACGUUUGGGUUUCAGCAUGGACUACAUUAUUGAUUUCUCGAUCGGCGUGGACUUUAAGAAUAGCACCGUCCGCAUUAUAGACUUGGAUCAAUCCUCAUUGGCCCUCAGCCGCGAAUACUUAGUGAAGGGUUUCAACGAAACGUUGGUUAGCGCCUACUACGACUAUAUGGUGGACAUAGCUGUUCUCUUUGGCGCGAAUAAGGAGCAAGCCAAGAAGGAGUUGCUGGAGUCGCUGGAAUUUGAAAUCGCGCUCGCAAAUAUUUCGUGGCCCAAUGAGAAGCGUCGCAAUUCCUCAGAGCUUUACAACCUCCGAUCCACACAGCAGCUUCAGCAAUCCUAUCCGUACGUCCAAUGGGUAGACUAUAUUAAUGCGCUGCUGCCCGAAGGCCUGCAGAUUACCGAGGACGAGCCGAUCAAUCUGUCAGUGCCGAGCUUCUUCGACGACCUCGGCAAACUGUUGGCCAAAACACCGAGCCGUGUGAUUGCCAACUACAUGAUGUGGCGCAUCCACGCCUUCUCCGUGGGCUUCCUCACCGACGAGUUCCGGAAACGUCAGCUGCAAUACGCCACAGCUUUGUCGGGAAGGCAGGAGCAGGAGGCACGUUGGAAGGAGUGUGUGGACAUCGUCACUGGCAGCGAAUAUGAUGAGCUCGAAUACGAAGAUAGCCUUGCCAUAUCCGUGGGCUCGCUGUAUGUGCGCAAGCACUUCAAUCAGGAUUCCAAGGCCAUCGCAUUGGAGAUGGUGAACAAUAUUCGCGGCGUCUUUAAUGACAUUCUGGACGAGGUCAACUGGAUGGAUGGCAAGACGAAGACGGAGGCAAAGGAGAAGCUUCACCGCAUGGCCACUCACAUUGGAUAUCCGGACGAGAUGCUGGAUAAUGAGAAGCUUGCCAAAUACUAUGAUAAGCUUGAAGUCAACCCUGACAAAUACUUCGAAUCCUUCCUGGGCAUGAACGUCUUUGGCACCGAUUAUUCCUUCAACAAGUUGCGUCUCCCCGUGAACAAAACCGAAUGGGUCCGUCAUGCCCGACCAGCCAUUGUGAAUGCCUUCUACUCUUCGAUAGAGAACAGUAUCCAAUUUCCGGCAGGCAUAUUGCAGGGACACUUCUUCAGCGCUCAGCGGCCCAAGUAUAUGAACUAUGGCGCCAUUGGGUAUGUCAUUGGACACGAGAUAACCCACGGCUUCGAUGAUCAGGGCCGUCAAUUUGAUGUGAAGGGCAAUUUGCGUGAUUGGUGGCAGCCGGAUACACAGAAGGCCUACUUGGAGAAGGCCAAAUGCAUUAUCGAACAGUACGGCAACUAUACGGAUCGGGCGACUGGACUGAAUCUAAAUGGUAUUAACACCCAAGGUGAGAAUAUUGCCGAUAACGGAGGCGUAAAGGAAUCCUACAUUGCUUAUCGGCGCUGGACUGAGAAGAAUGGCUCAGAGCCGAAGCUGCCGGGUCUGGAAUACACGCCCGAGCAAAUGUUCUGGAUCUCAGCUGGUCAGACAUGGUGUGCCAAAUAUCGCAAAGAAUCUUUGAAGAUGCGCAUCACCACUGGUGUGCACUCUCCCUCUCAGUUCCGGGUCCUGGGCUCGCUGAGUAAUAUGAAGGACUUUGCCAAGGACUUCCAGUGUCCCGACGGCUCACCCAUGAAUCCAGUUAAGAAGUGUGAGGUUUGGUAAGCCGCUAAGUCCGGCUUUUUGUGCUACCUGCAUUCCCCCUCCACCGUUCUCACUCUCUCUCCCUGUUGUGUUUAAGUUUUAGUUGUAAUUUAACAAACUUUUGCGUUAAUUACUUAGUAAAUGAGAACAAAAAAUUAGUUUAAAAAAGAGAAACUCAUAGAAGUGACCGAUUCCCCAAAACUUAAUGGCUGAUAAUGCCUCUGGAAAAGUUUGGCACAAGAACGAUAUUGGAAUGGAUAUUUACAUCAAGUAUUAGGUACCUAUAUGUAUGUAUGUAUGUGUAUGUAUGUUAUUUACAUUAUGUAUGUAUAUGUACUUGUGUAAUUAGAAAUGCAAGAAUUUAAAGUAAUUAAUGCAAUAAAUAUCUUUUUGUGAAC
Scaptodrosophila lebanonensis is the source of this 3002-nucleotide messenger RNA. It is a transcript of the gene Nep2, whose product is annotated as neprilysin-2. Gene Ontology annotation, biological process: protein processing. NCBI's taxonomy places the organism in Eukaryota, Metazoa, Arthropoda, Insecta, Diptera, Drosophilidae. The transcript is spliced from 11 exons. Gene Ontology annotation, cellular component: plasma membrane. Gene Ontology annotation, molecular function: metalloendopeptidase activity. The record is from RefSeq and is a predicted model, not a curated record. Bases 268 to 2625 code for a protein of 785 amino acids.